AUACGAAGUUUGCCGCGUUAAUGUUUUUGCGAACGCAGAUCACUUCGCACGUGCUUUCGCAUUCUCGGAGCUUAUUCAUUGUUGAACCGGCGGCCUUGUUGAAAGUGACCGCACCCAUAAUAUUACAGUUUAUUUAUUUUACUGUAUUACCUAAAUAGUUUUCGCAAUCUUGGGCGGGGGCGUGUGUCCUGUGGUGCCAGCUCCCGCGGGCGCAAAUUGCCGCGCACUUGUAAUCUAGAACUUUAUCAAAACAUUCUAGAAAAUUGAUUUGAAAAAACACACUUCUAUAAACUGUAAACUACCCGAAGAAAUGGAUCCAGAGAAAGAAGAGUUAAAAACACAAUUACAAAAAUUGCUGCUCGCCGUCGGAAAAGGGGUGAUAGAAGAGGUUGAGGAUGUAAUUAAUUGGUUCGAUCAGGAUCUGGCGCGAAAUAAACAAGUACUAGCCGAACUGUAUGCCCUCGGCACCCGGUGCCCUACACAGAAUGAUGUCAUCAUCAGUGCAUGCUUUAACAAACAGCCCGAUAUCCUGUAUUAUUUAUUAAAGAAGACCAAUAUCUUAGACUACCUGAUAGACCCGGCAAAUGAUGAAACAGUAGUACACAACCAGAGAAAGAAAGCGAUCCAACACGCGCUACACUGCGAUGCUUUCUGUAUGGUCGAAAUGUUAUACGACUAUUGGUGCGGUGACUUGUAUUGGAUAGGACAUGACGUACGAAAAUUUGAGGCUCUUGGCAGGCUGCUUGAAGACGCUCGCAUAGUCAAUAUACGACGUAGACAACAGUUACUUAUAAACUAUCACUCCCUCAUUAUGUUCAAUAAUUUCCAACAAAAUAUCUACAAAAGUCUUCCCACGAAAACUCCAAGUGAAAUCACACGCAAAGAAUUGGUUACUGCACUGGUUCGCGUAUUGGUUAUCUAUGAUAAGUUUUCGGAACUAGAUAUGGUUCGGAUCCGACAUGAUUCAGAUGUUGAAGAACGUCAACUGAGAAAACAUUUUGCAGACAGAAGCAGCAUGUACUAUAAAGGGCUUGCAAAUGUAAUGUACGAAGUUUAUUAUCGCAAGAUGGACUUUAAUGUUUCCUUGCUAAUAUUAGAGAAUUUACAUCUCCUUAGAGGUUAUUUAAUAAAACGGUUCAAUAAGACUGAAAAAUACUUCAAAGAUCAUUCGGAAAUAAAGAUCCGUUAUGAAAAUGCGGCAGAGUUGUACAAACAAACUGAAAGUGCAAUCUAUCACUUUGUCUACCGCACUUAUGAAGACUGGAGGCUGUACCUACCCAAGGAGAGACUGAUUACAGUAGAGAAGCAUCACAUGGGGCGUCACGAAGGUCAUUUAAUAAGAAACCUAACGUUAACGUACGAUUCCCGUAAAUUGUUUAACGGUUCCGUAAUCUACUUUGAGCGAAAGAGAUUCAAAUACUUGUUGAAAAAAUUUAAAAGAAUAUUAAAAAAACAUAUUCUCGGACGGGACCCGUCAUCAAGUUGGAUACAACAAGACUCUUCAGAAACGAUUACAAUUUUAGAUAAUAAUUACCUAAAGCCUAUUAUGUACAUGAAGAAUCAUUAUGCUCUUAGAAAAAUUAUUGAUUACAUACAGGCUAUCGAGAGUACUAAUGGCCUCAAUUUGUUAAUGAUUGAGAGAGUAUUACAAGUAAUCGGAGAAAUGACCAAAACCUCUAAAGAUUCUUGUCAUAUUUCGAAAUCUACGAAAGCGUUCCUACAAGUAGCACUGUCGGUGGAGACUACUCAUCUGAUUCACAACAUCAGGGAAUUCGUGUCCCACGCGUACAAGGGACAGCUGACCACGAGGAUACACAGCGAGAACCAGCAUAAACAAACAUUCCAUCAAAUUUUAAAAGAUUUGAAAGAAAUUAAGGAAGUAUUUAUUGCGAUUCUUAAAAUUUAUAAAUACAAACUUGAUAAAUCGUUACUAGAAAAAGGUUUGAGUCUUUUAAACAAACGACUUGAACAAUUGCCUGACGCAGCAUCACAAAACUUACAGAUAAUUCUAACCCAAUAUAAAACACUCAGAGAGGAUCUGUUUUUAGAAACUAGCGACUUUGUUCAACAAGUUUGGAAUCCCACAGGAUUCACUAUUCAACUUCUUAAAGAAAUUGUAUGGAUUGGGAAUAACAGAAAUGAGAUAUCGUUAAAAAUACAGAAAACCAAAACUAGCAUGGAUAACAGUGUUAUUGACAUAUUACCCAACUAUAUUCAAAGUAUAAGAAGAUGGCUGGAGCUUAUAGCUGAAAAUAAUAAUUAUGUGAGUAUGGCAAACACAGAGUUAUCCAAAUAUAGAAUUAAGAUACUGCCUGUUUGUCCCAAUAUGAAUGAAAUAAACAAAUGUCAAAACAGAAGAAAGGGAAUACAAAAAAGAAGCGGAAACCAGCAAGUAAAUGAUGAUUUGAAGGCUCUGGAUGACGUAAAGGAUUAUUCAAUUCAUUGGAAAUCCAUAAAAAGGAUUCUAAGGUUUUGUCUCGAUGAAUGUGAACUAUUUGCUUCCAUACGUCAACCUUUGAGUUUCGCUAGCUUAGAUGAAACGAGUAAGCCCGAUAAUGUGAAUUUAACAAAAGUACAUCACAUUAUAGAAGAGAUGGAAGCCGUAUGUUUAAUGCACACUUCUACACUCGCUUGGUUAACCGGGAGGAGAUUAAGUCUAUGGGGUUUGCAGAUUUACAGAUCUUAUAUAAGUGAUUCCGCUUCCAAGUCGGAAUAUCCAUCAUUUACAGGAAUAGAGACUAUGUACGAUAUCAACGUAUACAACAACAAGGCUGUGCAGGCAAAUUUGCCUAAUGUAAAAAACUAUCAGUUCUGGAGGACAGUUCAAAAAGAGUUGAUAUUGUGUCUAAUCAAUAGAGUAACGUUACUUCAAGGGGUAUUAGGAUACCCGCAAGUGGCAUCCGACGCUCAACUCAUUCGGAGAUAUAAGCAGGACAAGAAGUUUCGAAUAGAAUUGGAAAUGCUACUAGCGGAUAUAGGCAAUGUGUUAGGUCAGUGUAAUAAGACUAUAAAAAUCAUGAAAAAACCAACACAGUUACUAAGUGGAAUUGACUUGGGCAACGUUUUAGAUCACGGCGAUCCAUUUCUCGAGGUGUUAGCCGGUGUCUUCGAUACGUACGAGUUGCCGAAAGCAUAUGUGUGUAAAGCUAAAGAGCUUGCUGGCGACAAGCAAGCAAUCGAGGCACUGUACGAACUGUUCCAAUCUGACGUGGACCACUCGACUAUCAAAGGCAGUGAUUUGAGCAAAAUGAAUGAUACUCAGAAGAUCCAUUACGCCGAAUUCCAAAAAUCACAGAACUGGAAAAGCUAUGCACAUAUUUUUUUCGUCCCCAUGAAGUAUAGACCCAAUCCACCAGCUAAUCUACCAACCAACCCGCCGACCAACUUACCGACCAACUAACUUUAGUGCCGGAUUAAGUUCUGAUUUCGAAAAUUCUUCCAACUCUGAUGUUGGAAAGGUCUCUCAUAGAAUUUACAUGUUGUACUCAGGAUAGUUUUAUAGAAUUUUUAUUUUGUUUAUAUAUUAUACACAAGUUUUUUUGCAUUAUUUUAAAAGCCUAAUUAUUUGAAUAAUCAAAAAUAUAUCAGAAAUUUAUUUUUCAUAUA
This is a messenger RNA of Helicoverpa zea (corn earworm), 3606 nucleotides long. RefSeq lists its product as uncharacterized. The transcript is spliced from 2 exons. The record is from RefSeq and is a predicted model, not a curated record. NCBI's taxonomy places the organism in Eukaryota, Metazoa, Arthropoda, Insecta, Lepidoptera, Noctuidae. The coding region runs from base 311 to 3400 and encodes 1029 amino acids.